ACCUAAAAUACAUUAUAUAAGAGUUUCCAACACUUGGUUUUCAUUUUGGAGAACUUUGGUUUUUGACAUCGGUUUUCGGCGUUGGCUGCCAAACCAUGGUUCUAGCAAACCAUCCCGACAUGCAUGUCGGAAAUCCCAACAGCGAUGUUGGCCUUCAGAAGCCCUGGGCAGCAUUGAGUGGCUCAAGGUCAAAGAACGUGAAAAGCCAUUCUACUCCCUUGCCCGUCACCCCAAAACCAAUGCCUAUAUCUGACAAUGUACAAAAACAGAUCAAGCAGAAGAGAAAGCGGGAAGAAGUAGAAAGUGAAAGUGUCGCCAAGCCUUCUGGGAGUGGGUUGAAACUCCGAAAACGUGGAUGUGUUUCAAUGCACCGCGUUGUGAAACGUAAGAUAAAUGGACAGAAACCAAUGGUUUUGUUUAAUGAUAAGGGACAACCGUAUGGUGUGGCUGCUGCAGAGAUGCAAUCUUAUAUUGGAGUUUUGGCCAGGACAAAAGCUCCAAUAUGGUUUGACAAUUGGAGGCAAGUUCCGGUAACCAUCAAGAACAAGAUUUGGAAAGCUGUCACGUCGGCGAAUUCGAAGUGGAAACAAUUCAAGAGUACCCUGACAUGUAAAUAUAUUCUUCCCUUUCGAGAUGAACCUGAGAGGCUGAGGACUCCACCAGAGGACUUCUCUUUCUUGGAGAAGAAUCAUUGGGAUAUUUUUGUUGCUGAUCGUCUAAGCCCCGAGUUCUUGAAAGUCCAUGAUGAGCAUGUGAAGAGAGUUAAGGAAAACAAAUAUCCUCAUCGCUUGUCCCAAAAAGGCUAUGCAAACCUGGAACAGGAAUGGGCAAAAACACACAGUGGAGAUGAGUCAGUCAUUGAUCGAUUUGUUACGUGGGUCCUUGCAAGGAAGGACAAAGAAGGAAAUUUCAAGAGUGACUCUACAAAACAGAAGGCGGAGGAAAUUGAGUUCUUAAGGGAACAAGUAUGUUCUGGUGUGCUUACUGAAGAAGGUGAUGAUGAUGUAUUGACCAAGGCUCUUGGGAAUCCCGAGCACGGUGGAAGAGUUCGAGGUCAAGGAAUGCAUGUGAGGAAGGCUGUGUAUUUCAAUCUCCCGCGGUCAAAGAAGCAGAAGACACAAACAACAGUUGAUGAGCAAGUGAAGGAGGGUGUGAGACAACGUUUGGCAGAGGAGGUUAAUAACAUUGUUGCUUCAAGAGAUGCUUUUUGGAUGGCUGAGAUAGAGAAGUUGAAAUCAGAGAUCUGGAAGAAACAAGGAAGUAGUCCCGCUGUCCCUUCCCAAGAGGCUAGCUGCUCACCUAAAUUCAAGGAAGGUGGGCAGAAUCAACAAGUGGCUAGGAAGAAUCUAAAGGACUCAUUUGAUGCAGAACUUGAACCACUCAGAGAGAAUAAUGACAUUGGUGAUGAGUGUAAUCAUAUACUGUCCGUGGCUGAGCAUGUUGAUGAGAAACAACAUGAAAAAGAAAGUGAAAAGAAUGAGAGAGAAGAUCAAGAAAUUGAUACUGUGGAGAAGCUUGUGGAAGUUGGAGGACUUAAAGUAGAGAAGAAAGCAGAAAAAGAUGUCUUCGAUGAUGUUGAUUCUGGGGAGAGCCAAAUGGCACAGCUUGCUGUUGGUUCUGUGGACAAUAUUGUUGCACAUGCAAAGGUGUAUGGAUUCUCUCGGAUGGAUGACCUCACCCUACAUGGUGAAAAACUGGGUGAAGAAUAUGCAAAGGUGUCCAUUACAGAAGCAAUAAAAGAUGUUGACAUUCCAGUCCCAAUCCCCGGUGAAGUACUUACUGUUGAACAAGCUAAAGGAACUUUUGUAGCAUGGCCUAAGGAGCUGAUAGUCUUGGAUGUGCUUCCUAAAGGAAAGUUGAAACGGCUAUGGUUGUGGGCUAAGGAAGCAUUGUCUGAUGAUAGAGCACAUACUUUUGUCCUUAAUAAAGAUGCCUUUGGGGUGGAAAAGAAGUUAUCAGUUUUUCUGAGUGAUAUACAUGCUCUGUGCGCUCGUGGCGAGAUGGCUGGAAGCAUAAUUACAAUAUACAUCCACUGCCUGUAUGAGCUUGUGAAAAAAACAAAAUGCUUCAAAUGAUCUCUUUCGUGGAUCCCGGCAUGGUAGGGACGCUUGCAUGUGGGAACAUAGGGCAGAGGUCACGCAAGCUUGCUGAUCGCUUUAAGGGGGCCUGUGAUGGACAACACUUUCUAAUACCGUUCAAUGACGUGUAAGUAUGUUUAAGUU
This is a messenger RNA of Cuscuta campestris, 2222 nucleotides long. NCBI's taxonomy places the organism in Eukaryota, Viridiplantae, Streptophyta, Magnoliopsida, Solanales, Convolvulaceae. The record is from the annotation of a GenBank genome assembly.